Molecule: messenger RNA, 1029 nt
Organism: Diplodia corticola
Lineage: Eukaryota; Fungi; Ascomycota; Dothideomycetes; Botryosphaeriales; Botryosphaeriaceae
Product: protocatechuate-dioxygenase subunit beta
Exons: 2
Coding region: 1-1029 (342 amino acids)
Molecular function (GO): oxidoreductase activity; ferrous iron binding
Source: RefSeq, a predicted model, not a curated record
AUGGGCAAAGUAGUUGCCGCCGUAGGGCUCUCCCACGCCCCAGGAGCCAUUGGCUUCCCGGAAACGGCACCGCCCGCCGCGCGCGCGCGCACCGAAGCGGCCACACGCGCGCUCGGGCAGACGCUCGUGGACGCGGCGCCCGACGUCAUCAUCGCCUUCCUGGACGACCACUUCGAAAACUUCUUCCGCACCAACAUGCCCAGCAUCGCCGUGGGCGUGGCGGCGACGCACAGCGGGCCGGCGGACCAGCUGCGCGAGGCGCUGCGCAUCCCCGAACGGCACGUCUACGCGGGCAACCCGGGCGUGGCCGAGCACCUGCUCCGGUCGCUGGUGCACGACGGCGGCUUCGACGCGGCGCGGGUGGGGUCCUGCGAGUUUGGGCAGAACCUGCUGAUGCCGUGGGUGCUGAUGCGGCUCGAGGGAAGGCUGCCGCCCGAUGUGAGCGUCGUGCCGGUGUACGUCAACGUCUUUACGCCGCCGCUGAUCCGGUACGGGCGGGCGUAUGCGCUGGGCGAGGCGGUGAGGCGGGCGGUUGAGGCGCUGCCGGAUGCGUGUCGGGUGGCGUUCAUGUGCACUGGGGGCUUGUCGCAUUGGCCGCCGUACUGGAACCCGGGCCAGGCGGGGGAAGAGCCGGAAGAUGCUUUUCUGGCGAAGAUGAAGGAGUACCAGACGUUUGGGCCGAGCGUGCUGCAGCGGUACCCGAGGCUGUUUGUCGAGUUGGACGAGUACGAGAUGGAGAUGGCGAGGAAGAACGAGUAUCCGCUGAACGCGAAGCAUCCGCUCAUCAACGAGGACUGGGACAGGAAGUUCCUGCAACGCUACUGUGAGGGUGAUAGCGAGUGGCUGCGCAACCUCAGCUAUGAGGAAGUCGAGGAGGAGGCCGGCCACGGUGGCCAUGAGGUCCUGAACUACGUGGCCAUGUCCGGAGCCAUGGGUGGGAAGAGAGCACGGCUGCUGCUGUACGAGCCUGUUCUCGAGUGGAUCUGUGGCAUGGCUUACGUAGACUUUGAAGUGGGCAAGGGAGAAUAA